This is a messenger RNA of Drosophila grimshawi, 6404 nucleotides long. RefSeq names its product homeobox protein prospero (gene hwt). The coding region runs from base 42 to 5522 and encodes 1826 amino acids. Gene Ontology annotation, molecular function: phosphotyrosine residue binding. The transcript is spliced from 9 exons. NCBI's taxonomy places the organism in Eukaryota, Metazoa, Arthropoda, Insecta, Diptera, Drosophilidae. The record is from RefSeq and is a predicted model, not a curated record.
AAACAAAAAAACACACACACACACACACUGCCACAUACAAAAUGGAACGCAUGUGGCGCAAAGUGAAUCACAGCCUGCGCAACAACAAAUCACAGUCGCAGUCACAGCAGUUGGGCAACUCCCCCGCUGGCGCUGCCGCUGGCUCUGCUGGCGCCGCAACGCCGCAGUCGAGCGACACCAUCAGCUCGGCGGGCGGAUUUGGGGAUGCGCAGCUUGUCGUCGCAGCGACCGCAACAACAGCAGCAGCAUCAGCAGCAGCAGCAGCAGCUGGCGGCAGCAAUGCGACCGGUCGACGUUUGGCAAGCAGCGGAAUGCCGCCAUCCAAUUGCCACAAAUCGCUCAGUCAGCAUGUGCUGCAAACGCGUACAGCUUCCUCGGAACGUCGACGGCGACGUCGGCGCAAGAGUCGACCGCGACGCAGCGGCGGCAUGGCCAGUGUGACCAGCUGCGUUGGCGACGGCGGCGGCGAUAAUAUGUCUUCCUCUGGCGGUUUCUACACGCUGAAGGAGCACCAUCAGCACUACCGACACAACCACAACCAUAAUCAUAAUCAUGGCAGUGGCACCGUUUCGACAUCGCAUCGCCUCUUUGCCAGCUCGGCACCCAGCGGCACCGUUAUGAUGUAUCCAAAUGCACGGCGUGCAACAAACUCAACAGCUGCAUCUGCUGGAGUAGCAGCAGCAACAGCAGCAGGAGGUGGAGGAGCAGGUGCUGGCGUAGGUCCUGCUGUAGCGUUGCCAACACCGCCGGACAUCUCGUUGAGGCAGCGAGCGGUUGCCAAGUUGCGCAUGUUCAACUUUCACCUCAACUGGGAUCUGCAUAUGACGCACUGCAAGCCCUGCGGCCCUCGUUUGAGUGGCAGCGGCAAUAUUAUUACGCGUCGCCUUUGCCGCAAUCGUCGACGGGAGGACAAUGAGCUCUAUCGUUCGAAUAGCUUUAAGUUCGAGCGUUUCGAGCGCAAGGAGUGCCUCGAGGAGCUCUCCAACACAUUGCAGAAGCAGAUUGCCAUCUGUGAUGAUUACAGCCUGCCUGUAGACUUUGUUAAGAAACGACCGUCCAGUUUCGAUCCCUGCCUGGCCGAGGCAAUACCAACAAAUCCGGAGCAUUGGAUAGCGCCCAGUCCACAAACUGAAUUUCUGCCAUUUAACGAAGCCCAACAAGCGUCACAGCAACAGCAGCAACAACAGCAGCAGCAAUCGACAGCAGCAGCGCCGCCGCCACCCGCCCCUUUGUCGACAUUGCCCAGUCAACCAGCAAGUGCAGCAGUAGCAGCAGCAGCAGCAGCUAUUUUGGGCAGCAACAAUAAUAACAACAAUAACGGCAACGGUAACAACAACAACUGCAACAACAGCCAACAUCAACAGCAGCAGCUGCACGCGCACAACAACAACACAUUGCCAGCGGGGCCACAGCAACAGCCGCAGCAACAGCAACGCGCGACAUUGCAACAUCCACCGCUGCCCAACAGCAACAUCAAGCAGGCAUCCGUCAAGCUCAUCGAAGGUUACUCCGAUCCCAAGGAUACGCGUCAUCAGGCCAAGAAGGUCUAUCACAAGAAGGUCAAGCGACGCUCAGCGCCAACACACAAACAGCGACAGCAGCAACAGCAACAGCAACACCAGCAACCGCGACAACAUCAACAGUUACAAACGUUGCCAACACCACGCGGACAUCAGCAGCAGCUGCAGCAACAACAGCAGCAGCAGCAGCAGCAUCAGUUGCAACAUCGCCACUCCACAUAUAAUAACAAUAACGUUAACCACAAAAGAGACAAGCGCAACAGCAGCCAUUACAAUUCAGAUUCAUCGGCGCCCAAAUCCUCUGACGAGGAGGCAGAUAUUGACGAGGAAGUAGAGCGUGCGCCACCACCACCACCACACCCAACAAUAGCAACAGCUGGAACUGUAGCAGGAGGUGUAGUUGGAGCUGGAGCGGCGCCUGGUGGUUUACUCAACUCACCGGAUAGCAUAACGGAUGAUCUGGUGCGACCGCUUCCACCGCAACUGCAGCGUAGUCCACGCAAAUUAACCGUUGCACCAUCUGAGUACAGCAAGAGGCAGCCAUCGCCAUACUACUACUCGGAUCUACUCAAGAGUCGCGACAAGCCAGACGACAAGGAUAAGGAGCAGGAUAAAGAUAAGGAUAAGGACAAGGACAAACAAACGCUCGAUCGUGAAACGAAACAAAAGUGCCGCCAAUCGACGGCCAGUGAGCCACCCCAGCAGACACAACCCCAUCUGGGUGGGGGGUAUCGGAAGAGCAGCAGCUUGGAUGCGCCACAGCGCGAUCAGGAGGAGGAUAACAACGUCGAUGAGUUGGCACUUAUUGCACUACCACUCAACGACGGCGAUCCACUUGACGGCGAGCCACUCGAUGACCUAGAGGAGGCCUGUCUAACCGAACAGUCCACCCCAAAGCGUUAUAGCUUCACUGAGGAGGGUGUGCGCAUCAUUCGGUGCGAGACACCGAGCACGAGCACAUCCGAGGAGUCCGAUUGCAGCGAGUGCCUCAAGCGACGCGAGUGGCAUGCUCGUGCCUUGGCUUUAGUCCGUAAAACGUGCAACGUUCAGCCAAGACAACAUUUGCCCAAUAGCAGUGGGGAACUGCAGCUGCAACUGCAACACUGUGACGCCGGUGAAGGUGAACUGCUCAAGUGUUGUCCACCUCCAUUGGGUUUGGGUACUGGAAACGAAUUCGGUGCCUGCGAUUUUGGCGGGUCGAUGCCGCCGCACCGACUGCUGGGCCCAGCAGCCGUGUGCGGAGCCUGCAUACCAGCAGCGCCCAGCAGUCAACUGAAUCUGGGCCAUGAUGAUAAUGAGCUUGACGAGAUUGAGGAAUAUUUUCGGCCACGCAGCAUUUUCUAUGUGCAUCCGCAUGGCGUCCACGAGUGCGUCGAAUGUGCGCCACCUAACCAAGCAAAGACAAAGACAAAGACACAGUUGCUAGAGACGAGAGCCGGAGAAGUCGUCGAGCAGCAGGAGCAUCCGCUGAAAGAAGAGUUAGUCCAGCAGGAGGAAGAGGAGGAGGAGGAGGAGGAAGAGGGAGAGGGAGAGCAACUGGGGGACUCGGAUUCCGACAACAUGGCCAGUCGACGUCGUCAGAUCUAUGAGACGGCCUUUGAUUGCAAGAUUGCCAAAUCGGAUGAUGAUCUCGAUGAGGUCGAUCGCAUAACCAAUCAUUGCGUGUUGCUGCAACUGAGCAGCAAUGGCAACGAUCUGUUGCUGCCACCGCCGCCGCCACCGCCGCCGUCCAGUAAAUCGCGACUUGAAUGCAAGCGCGCCAAGAAUAGCAAGAAUCAAGCACUGCAGGAGCAACUGUUGCAGCAACCAAAGCAACAACAGCUGCAGCUGCAGCAGCAGCAACAGCAACAAUCACCCGAUGGUCCUGGUCAGGUUGUGCUGCAGGUUCAAGCGGAGCUUAGUCAGCUGCAGAUCAGUCAAACAGAUCAGCAGAAUCAGAACCAGAAUUCAACUCAACAACAACAGCAGCAGCAUCAGCAGCAGCAGCAGCAGCAACAGUUGCCCGCACGCGGUUACACCCCUUCGCCACCCUCCACCGCACCGCUACCGAUCAAAUUUCCGGGUAAACAUGAACGCUACAUGAACAGCAUUAAAAGUGCACCAAAUUUGCCGGCGGCACAACCGUCGCAUCCGCGUUUGCGCGACUUGCGUUUGCCGCUGCAGCAAUCGUCGCUACGGCAGCAGCAACAAUUGCAGCUGUGCGCCAGCAGCAAUGACAACAGUCUCACCGACAGCGCCUACGUUAAUCCGCCCUCAACCAAUUCCAAUUCAGCAGCAGCGUCCGUUUCCGCUUCUGUCUCAGCCUCGGCCUCAGCCUCGGCAUCCGGAUCAGCAGCAGUGGCAGCAGCAACUGUUGUUGUUGCACGUCGACCACGAAGCUUUGUCUUGGAAUCGGGUCGCGUUUUGGAGCUGCGUCGCAGCGCUCAACCGCAUCAGCACCAGCAGCGACAUCAUCAUCACAGCAGCCGACACACGCACUCACAGCAUCAACAGCAUCAACAACAACAGCAGCAUCAGCAGCAGCAACAACAACAACUGCAGCCGGGCGCAAGGCGGCACAAUUACAGCUCCACAGAGAGCAUUGCGACCUCGUCGAGUGGCGGCAGCAUGGAAUCGCUGCGAUCCAGCACCAGUGAGGGCAAUCGCAGCACCUCCAGCUCCGAGUCGCGACACUCCAGCUCACUGAGCUCCCACAGCUCCGAGAGUAACAGCAACAACAGUGGCAGUGGCAGUGGCAGUGUCAGCUCUAGUGUUGCCUAUCCGCUACGUGCACCCGUUUUGCUGCACUCCAAGUUGCACAUCCUAAGCCCCAUAUCGGACAAGUCCUCGCAGGAGCCGGCCUCAGCCAGCGCCAGUUCCGAGCAGUCACAGCAACCGGCAGCAGCAGCCAAUUCAGCAUUAACAGCAAACCCAGCGGCAGGCUCACAGGAGCAGGCAGCGGAUGCAGCACUAGCUGCCACUGUUACGGCUGCUCCCGUGCAGCUGCUGAUCAAGUCACGCGGAAGUCAACGGACUGCUGCUGCACCCAACAAAGCACUGCUUCAUUUGGCCGACGAGCUGCUCGGCUCGGAUAGCGGUAUUUCGUUGCAUUCACGCGAGGAUGGGAAAGUGCCGCAUUUGGCGUUGCAACGUUUAACGUUGCCCAAGCUGCAGCUGCAGGGUGGCGGCAGUACCGCAGAUACAUCGUCAUCGGGUGCAGCUGGCGGUGCAGCCGGCGCGGCAUCCUCAUCGUCGGCUCUGCCGCAGGAGUUGCGCGAUUUGCCGUUUGAUAUGCCAAAGUUACGACGCCGCAAGACGUUGCAACAGGAGGCAUCCGCCUGUACAUCGGGUAGUGCCACCUCCGUUGAUCUCGGCGACUUGCCAUUCGACAUGCCCAAGUUGCGGCGGCGCUUGCGUGCCAAUCAGGCGGAGAUUAACAAUCUAAUGAUGCACAGCACCGAGUCUAGCGGUAUUUCACAAGCAUCCUCGAGCCAUUCCAUGCGCGACGAGCAAAAGCUGGCCAGCAAACUGGACACUGCGCUUUUCCGCCAGAAUCUGACACUGAAUCUCAACGAGCCUCGUCAGGUGAGCAAACAGUUUGGCAGCCUCGAUCUGCGCGGUCUGAGCAGCCACAAGGAGCUUAAUAUGAAUCUGGGCCAGGGCUACGUCACAGCGGUCGAUCUCAUCGAUGUGACCAUACCACUAGAGCGACAGGGCUGGUACCACGGCGCCAUCACACGCAUUGAGGCGGAGACAACGCUGCGUCCUCUGUCGGAGGGAUCAUUUCUAGUGCGCAAUUGCGAGUCCACCAAACAGGAUUACUCCCUAUCGCUGAAGGGUGCUAAGGGAUUUAUGCACAUGAGGAUUCAGCGCAACGAGGCCGGCCAAUAUAUCUUAGGUCAAUUUAGCCGACCUUUCGAGACGGUGCCCGAUAUGAUCCGACACUUCUGCCUGAAUCGGUUGCCGGUGCGUGGAGCGGAGCACAUGUGCCUAAUCGAACCGGUUAUCGCACAGCUGCUGUAAACUGAGCGCUGUUAACUAGCAGAGCCGUUAGCUGUUAACUGUUAACCGUUAACUGCGAUUGCAGUACAGAAUUCCACAUACAUAUUGAUAGCAUAUAGAAGCAAAGAUGAGUAAUUCUCUAAGUGGUAUAUACAUAUAUACAUCUUUAUACUAUAUAAAAUAUAUACAUACAUAUAUAUUAUAUAUUAUAUAUGGUAAAUGUAUGCACUAGUUAUAUGCUCUAAUCUUAACUAUCCAAUUGUUUCUACUCACCAUCAAAAACUUUGGUUAUACUCGUAACAUUUCCAUUUCAUUCACAUACAGAAUGAUAAACAAAAAUUGAUCGAUACAAAAUGGGUAUAAAGGAACACGAACUAUGUAGCUUAGAGUUAAAAAAAGAAACAGUAAAAGUACGUAGCACUUUCAGACAAUACGAGAACAAAACGCAAAACGCAUUAAUCCAAAUGGAAUAUUUAUACACUAUAUACAUACCAUAACUCUCUAGAUCUUCACUCUAUUCUAGAUAGAAUGAGCACUUGACACAGUUGCUAGGCGUAGUUGUUCACAACAUACACGAAGUUUACAAGUACUUUUUUUUUGUAAACAUGUUUACACGACACGUAAUUCACGAUUUAACACAAAACCAAACAAAACUAAAAAGAAAACGAAAACGAAAUGCAACUGGAACACACACAGACACACACUUCUCUAUUCGUAUCUAACGAUAUCACGCGUAUAUUAAAUACUUACAAAGUCUAAGAAUACUACGUAGCAAAGACACAAAAACAAACAGAUCACAUACUCCUUAAGCCCCGUUCAUACUGCACGAUAAAUGGGAAACAUAUGUUUACAUUUGCGCUAUAUAUAGUCUGUUUUUUUUUUAUCGGGGCAGCAAACUCUAUA